Molecule: messenger RNA, 1461 nt
Organism: Rhagoletis pomonella (apple maggot)
Lineage: Eukaryota; Metazoa; Arthropoda; Insecta; Diptera; Tephritidae
Product: LIM and senescent cell antigen-like-containing domain protein 1
Exons: 7
Coding region: 217-1260 (347 amino acids)
Biological process (GO): positive regulation of integrin-mediated signaling pathway; positive regulation of substrate adhesion-dependent cell spreading; cell-cell adhesion
Cellular component (GO): cytoplasm; focal adhesion; cell-cell junction
Source: RefSeq, a predicted model, not a curated record
AAAUAUUUUUACACAAAGUUGAAGGUCGGUCACUUGUGAAUACCAUAAGUAUUUCGUAUGCGAAGGGAAUACAAAUGAAUCACUUAGCAUGUGAAAAAUAAAGAAACAAACGAUAAAAAAGAGUUUUCAAGACUUGUCGGUGUCGGCGAAGUUACUUAUCAGUUUAGUGUAAACUAAACGUUGAAAGUGAACAUUUAAGAGUUUCAAACAUUAAAUAUGCCUUCAAAAAUAAAAAUAGUACAAGCAGCUGACAUGUCGCUAGCUGCUAUGCAUUGUGCCCGCUGUGCGGACGGAUUCGAGCCCAACGAGAAGAUCGUCAACUCGAACGGUGAACUCUGGCACACCCAGUGUUUUGUUUGUGCGCAAUGCUUCCGACCUUUUGAAGAUGGCAUCUUCUACGAAUUCGAAGGACGUAAAUACUGUGAGCGUGAUUUCCAUGUGCUUUUCGCACCGUGUUGCAAUAAGUGUGGCGAGUUCGUAAUUGGACGUGUUAUCAAAGCAAUGGGCGCUAGCUGGCAUCCACAGUGUUUCCGCUGCCAAAUGUGUGCCAAAGAGUUGGCCGAUACCGGCUUUAUACGCAAUCAGAAUCGUGCCUUAUGCCAUGAGUGCAAUGCCAAAGUGAAGGCCGAGAUUACGGGUCGUUAUAUGUGCCAUAAGUGUCACGGCGUAAUAGACGACGCGCCCUUGCGUUUUCGUGGCGAAGUCUAUCACGGCUAUCAUUUUAACUGCACUGCCUGUGGUGUGGAGCUGGACUCGACAGCACGUGAAGUCAAGAGCCGACCGGGCUUAACGGCCAACGAUAUGAACGAAUUAUAUUGCUUACGCUGCCACGACAAGAUGGGUAUACCGAUUUGUGGUGCAUGCCGACGUCCGAUCGAAGAACGAGUUGUCACCGCUUUAGGCAAGCAUUGGCAUGUGGAGCAUUUUGUGUGCGCCAAAUGCGAAAAACCGUUCUUGGGCCAUCGGCAUUACGAAAAGCGCGGUUUGGCCUAUUGUGAGACACAUUACCACCAAUUGUUCGGCAAUUUAUGCUUCGUUUGCAAUCAAGUCAUAGCAGGCGAUGUAUUCACUGCACUCAAUAAAGCUUGGUGUGUGCAUCAUUUCGCUUGCUCCGUUUGUGAUAUGAAAAUGACGCAGAAAUCAAAAUUUUACGAAUACGAUGAGAAGCCCGUUUGCAAGAAAUGCUACGAACGUUUUCCAAGCGAAUUAAGGCAACGUUUGCGCAAGGCCCACGAAAUGUCCAUGAAGAAGAACUUUUAAGUGCUUGCCUUGUAUUGUCUAUAUUGAGAAUAUAUUUUGAAAAUGCAGACUUCUAAUCUGCAAAAAUUACUGUGCGCGGAAUGCGGCAGGGAAGUCAUAAAGCCAAGCAUAUACGUUAUUUUCAAAUCGAAGAUUAUUCCUUUCACCAUUACGAAUAACCUAAUUAAGUGCCUACAAAUUUCAUAUUUAUAUUACGUAACA